Molecule: messenger RNA, 478 nt
Organism: Paramecium primaurelia
Lineage: Eukaryota; Ciliophora; Oligohymenophorea; Peniculida; Parameciidae
Source: the annotation of a GenBank genome assembly
AUGUCAACUCCAGAGAGAAAAAAAAGAAAAAGAUAGUAGUCAUAGGUCUUCUUAAAAAAGGAAAUCCAAAAAAAAAGUUAUUUUAAUCCUUAUAUAGAAAUCCUCAAGAACAUCUAGUAGGAAUAGAGAUCGAAAAACCUAUAAACGUGAUAGCAAAGCUUCAACAUUAAAUAUUUAUAUCUUUGGAUAGGAAAUAAUCAAAAAAUUACAGGAAUAUAACAAUGGGAAAAGAACUGAAGAUUUAAUGGGUAUUGAUUGAUUUUGAUAAGCCAUGUCAUUACUUCCAUACAUGAAGCCUUCCUAAAUUAAUAGUGAAGCCAAUAUAAUUGAACAAAAAUAAUAGAAAGAUAAAAAAAGCAUGUAAAAAUAAAGAUUGCUGAUUCCGAUAAAUUAUGAUACACUUAUGAUCAUUAUAGACGAACCUUUUUAUAAAGAACACUUGUCUGAAGAAAUGAUUAAUUUUAUGAAAAUAAGUUGA